Lichtheimia ornata is the source of this 1875-nucleotide messenger RNA. RefSeq lists its product as uncharacterized. The transcript is spliced from 16 exons. Gene Ontology annotation, molecular function: long-chain fatty acid transmembrane transporter activity; long-chain fatty acid-CoA ligase activity. Bases 1 to 1875 code for a protein of 624 amino acids. Lineage: Eukaryota; Fungi; Mucoromycota; Mucoromycetes; Mucorales; Lichtheimiaceae. The record is from RefSeq and is a predicted model, not a curated record.
AUGGAUCCUGUGACAGUUGCCACGGCUGUUGCCGGUGGCGUCCUUGGUGGAUACAUUCUUGACUCAAGUACCCAUAUCCGAAACGACUUUCAUCAGCUGCGAGUAGCUCUUGGUUCUGCACUCAAGGUGCGAGCAGCUAUUCGACAACAACGCGAGCAUCUCUAUUAUCGUUUCGAAGAAAAGGCUAAGGCAACACCCGAUCGCAUCUUUCUUUACUUUGAGGAUAAAACAUACACUUUUCGACAAGUUGAACAAGCAUCAAAUCGUUUGGCACGUUGGUUGUUGACCACUCAAAAUGUCAAGCCAAGAGAUGUGGUUUGCAUGAUGCAUCCAAACCACCCGCUGUUUAUGGUGACUUGGCUUGCCAUUCUAAAAAUUGGAGCUAUACCAUCUUUGCUUAAUACCAAUCUCAAUGGGGAGUCGCUGGUGCAUUGCGUCCAAGUAUCAAAAGCACGCCUAUUUUUGUUCGACCCACAAUACACUGAGCAAGUUCAAAUGGCUGCCAGCAGCCUGGAUGGGGUCGCUGUGUAUGGUUAUGGCGAAGGUUACACGGACAAGUUCCCCAUGAUCACCGAGGAAAUCCUAGCCGGGUUUAGCUCUGAUGACACGGACAAAAAGUUGCUCAAAGUCGAAGGCCCUGAAGAUCCCGCAUUAUUGAUCUAUACCAGCGGUACUACAGGCAUGCCAAAGGCUGCUAUCUUGACACAUUAUAGGACGAAUCUCAGUUGCUGGGCUAUGGCAGCUAUGGCACAAACGCGUUCCACUGAUAUCACAUAUACAUGCCUUCCAAUGUUCCACAGCUCUGGUUUGAUUGUGUCUCUAGGAGCUACUAUGGUGGGUGGCGGCUCAAUUGUCAUUGCUCGCAAGUUUUCAGUCAGCCGCUUUUGGGAUGACAUUUACAAAUACAAAGUGACCAUUUUUCACUACAUUGGAGAGCUUUGCCGAUACUUGGUCAACCAACCACCUCAUCCACUCGAGAAAAAACAUUCUCUUCGCCUUAUUUUCGGCAAUGGCAUGCGAUACGAGGUGUGGAAACCUAUGCGGGAGCGCUUUGGCAUCCGUAAUGUGGUAGAGUUUUAUGCAGCUACCGAAGGGCUGGGUAUCUUUUUCAUCAACAGCAAAGAUGGCAAAGGAGCUGGGGCUAUUGGCCAGCAUGGAUUGUUGAUGCGUUUGUUAUCUCGUGGCCGUACCAAGAUUAUCAAGAUUGAUCCAAUCACCCAAGAGCCAUAUAGAAACAAGCAAGGAUUUUGCGUCGAGUGUGCCCCUGGUGAAUCUGGUGAAUUCAUUGCACGCUUUGAUAAUCUCGAUCUUACGCCAUUUACUGGGUACUUUGAAAACAAAAAGGCAACCAGCAAAAAGAUCUUACGGGAUGCAUUCAUUAAAGGUGACGCUUAUUUUCGAUCCGGUGAUUUGAUCCGGUACGAAAAGAACUCGUACUAUUACUUUGAUGAUCGACUUGGGGAUACAUUUAGAUGGCACGGUGAGAAUGUGGCAACAACAGAAGUCUCGCAUGCCAUGUCCAAUUAUCCAGGAAUUGCCGAAGUGAAUGUGUAUGGUACACUUGUCCCCAAUCAUGAUGGUCGAGCAGGCAUGGCAGCCAUUGUUCUCAAACCAGGUGUCACGAGUCUUGACAUGAGUGACCUGUAUCAGCACAUGAGCAAACGCUUGCCACGCUAUGCUAUCCCACGCUUCUUGCGAUUCCUUCCCGAGAUGACAAUCACUGGCACUUUCAAGCAACAAAAGUAUGAGCUGCAGAAGCAAGGCAUUGACAAUGUGCCUGAAGAUCAGCCCUUGUAUUGGCUGGUGGGUGACACCUAUACUCCCUUUGGAUCAAAAGAGUUACAGCAAGUAAAGCAAGGAAAAGCCAAGCUCUAA